Messenger RNA from Aspergillus uvarum CBS 121591, 861 nucleotides. Its product is annotated as Zn(II)2Cys6 transcription factor. Gene Ontology annotation, molecular function: DNA-binding transcription factor activity, RNA polymerase II-specific; zinc ion binding. Gene Ontology annotation, biological process: regulation of transcription by RNA polymerase II. NCBI's taxonomy places the organism in Eukaryota, Fungi, Ascomycota, Eurotiomycetes, Eurotiales, Aspergillaceae. The transcript has 6 exons. The record is from RefSeq and is a predicted model, not a curated record. Bases 1 to 861 code for a protein of 286 amino acids.
AUGUCCUCGGCCAUCCCAGACACCAAAGCAAGGCCACAGCCAAAGUCUCGUCCAACCGCGAGAAGCGCAAAGGCCCCCGUCUCGCCCACCCGCAAGUCCAGGACCGGAUGUCAGCGAUGUCGCGCCCGACGAGUAAAGUGUGAUGAAACGCGACCUGUAUGUCGCGACUGCCAUCGUCAUGGGAUCCCCUGUGUUUAUGACAGGCCCGCGGGAAGAUCCAAUCUGGCCCACUCGAGCCCACGCAUCAAAGACUGUUGGUCGAUCGACGUGCCCCAACUCGCAUUCGAUUACAAACCGCUCCUGCACGCCAUCUUCGCAAUCUCUGCCCUGCAUCUAUCUAAAGCCAACCCAAACGAUGCUGGGUUGCCGGACAUCCACUGCCAUUACCUUGAGCAGGCUUUGCGCGAACAUCGACUUUGUAUCGGCGGCAUAGUCGAUGUAUUUGCUACUUUACAAAAUCGUCCUGUUGUUUCUUACGAUCAUGCAAGUGAAUGGAUGCGUCUAGUGCACGGGUCGGUAGCGGUCUUUGACGCGGCCUUGGAGAUUGCGAGGCAUAAAACCCAUCCUGCGAGUAUCUGGUUAGCAUAUCGAGGGGCCGUUGCGCAUUUCAACGCCACCUGGCUGGCCAUGGAAGCAAAGGAACAUCCGCAAAUUAGCCGUCGCCGGCUCAUGGCCUUCCCUCUGUUUGUAAUAACCGAAUUCAUCGGCUUACUCGAGAAGAGGAGACCUCGCGCUUUGGUGGUUCUGGCCUACUUUCUCGCCUUGUCGGCACCAGUACGCGACAUAUGGUGGAUCGAAGACGCUGCACACAAAUACGUCGUGGCCCUUAACCAAUCCUUCCUCCCCGUUGGGAGCGCCUAA